Messenger RNA from Neoarthrinium moseri, 483 nucleotides. RefSeq lists its product as uncharacterized. The record is from RefSeq and is a predicted model, not a curated record. The coding region runs from base 1 to 483 and encodes 160 amino acids. Lineage: Eukaryota; Fungi; Ascomycota; Sordariomycetes; Amphisphaeriales; Apiosporaceae. Gene Ontology annotation, cellular component: membrane. The transcript has a single exon.
AUGAUCUUGACUGAUCUUUUCGCCAUGAUCCUCCGCAUCGCGGAGCUGGUGUUUGCCGCCAUCGUGGCCGGCGUCAACGGCGCCUACCUGCACGCCGUGCAGAACUCGGACAGCUGGGACCAGGCACGCUUCAUCUACACCGAGGUCGUGGCCGGCCUCGCCAUCUUCCUGGCCUUCAUCUGGGUUCUUCCCUUCUCUGGGUCGUUUGUCCACUGGCCCGUCGACAUCUUCAUCUCCAUCUGCUGGUUCGUCGCCUUCGGCCUCAUCGUUAACCUUCUUGACGGCUCCUGCGGCAACGCCUUUGAUUGGAACAACAUCGCCAUCCGCCGUGGGGACCAGUGCGGCAAGUUCAAGGCCACCAUCGCCUUCUCCUUCCUGUCGGCCAUCUGCUGGCUCGUCUCUGCCAUCAUUGGCAUAAUCUGGGUCCGCGACCACGAGCGCCGCCAGUACCGCCGCCGCACCUGGGGCCGCUCCCGCGUCUAA